AUGAGCAAUGUAGGAAAUAUUAAGGCCACGAGCUACCUAUCAGUUGCAAUCAAAAUUAGUGUGUUUCCACUUUUAAACUAUUUCAAUGCCAGUUCUCUUUUCUGGAACAAUAGGUAUAUCAAAGUCAAAUCAAAAAGUGAUUUCUUGAAAGAUGAUAAACUUCUUAGUUAUUUAAAUGAUUCCCAAAAAGACCAUGAACGUAUCAUUUUCUUUGUAUUUUGUGGUCAAAUGUGGAGUUGUCCUCGUGAAAUAGGAGCAACUGGAAAUAAGUCAAAAGAGAAAAAGCAGUUAGAGAGAGAAACUCUCAACUCUAGUGAGAGAAACUCCCACUGUCAUAGAUUUAAGUUCACAUGUUACAGUUCAUAUUUAUAUGUAAUAGAUCAAUAUCCACAGGCUAUAGGUUCAAAAGAACUGAUCACAUGCCAUUGGAUUAACAUCACAUUUAAUAAUUUACAGGGUGCUGACAACUAUCAAUUUAUGACAUUAAUCAGGUCUCUACAGCUCUCUAUUUUGCUCGGUAUUUACGAUUUCUUGUUCUUGAGAGUCAUAUUUAGAAUGCAAGUUAAAGAUUCAACAGUAAGCGUGACUUCCGUGUGUGAAAAUCGUGGGAGCGAAGGAUCCAUCGUUUCUCUAAUCCAUUUUUCAGCCAUUCUUGAAACUACACAAAAUAACUGGCAAACAAUCACAAUUCAAAUGAAUUCUUGUGGUGGAAUUACUCCUUGCAUACAAAUCUUGAGACCCAAUAAUGACAUUGUUCCAAAAUGCAAAGCGAUUAUCCCUCGCAGUCGACAGCUGCCUGAUUUCUACAAUAGAACCCAAUUUCCUCUGCAAAUUUCUGCGUCUUUUCCGUUGAAAUAUAGAGAUACUUUAAAUAUUUUAGCAUUUGCGUCUUCCAAUGGCAACUGGGUAGAGGUAGAGGCCGAUAAUCGUAAAGAAUAUGAGAGUGAUGAGUUCAUAGUGGUGAAUUUUUACCGGUUUGUCUGUAUUAAAAACCCAGAAGAGGAGGUCUCUAAACACCUUUCCUUCAUGCAGGGUCGGGGUAUUCAUGGGCGUAUAUACCUGAAUGAACAAGGGAUUAAUGCCCAGUACAGUGGGCCAUCAAAAGAUGCUCUUGCAUAUGUGGAAUGGGUGAGGGAGGAUCCCAGGUUUUCUGAUAUAUUGGUUCAGAUCUUGCCAGCAUCAAAUGGCCAUGCCUUCCCAAGACUGAAGCUGCGAUAUAAGCCAUCACUUGUACAGUUGGAAGGAGGGAUUUCACAUCUUCCUUUGCUUGACCAAUCAAUGCGAGCGACACCCCUUACUCCAUCUCAAUGGAGGAGCAGACUGGAAUCAGUAAAUAAUAACAAUUCAUCAAAUGCAGUCAAUACACACUGCAUUCUACUCGAUGUUAGAAAUGGUUAUGAAUGGGAUGUUGGUCAUUUCCAAGGGGCUCAGCGCCCUGAUGUGGACUGCUUUCGAAGCACUUCUUUCGGCCUAUCAGAGCCUGAGGUCAUGGCUACAGACCCUUUGGCUACUGUCGACAAAGAGAAAACAGAUAUACUGAUGUAUUGCACUGGUGGAAUCCGCUGUGAUGUUUACUCCACUAUACUUAGGCAAAAAGGUUUCAAAAGACUAUAUACUUUGAAAGGAGGUGUUUCUCAUUAUCUCGAGAAUGAAGGUUCUGUUGGAUGGAUUGGAAAUCUGUUUGUUUUUGAUGACCGUCUUUCUCUACCACCUUCUAUCUAUGAGCCGAAAAUUAAUACUGAAGAUAGUAGAAUGCAAGACACAUCCCAGAAUAAUUCUUUUGCUAAAUGCUUCAUAUGUGGCUCACAAGUUUCGGAGUUGAGGCACCGCAACUGUGCAAAUCUUGACUGCAACCUACUUUUCCUAUGCUGCUUGGCGUGUGUGGAUAAUUUGAGAGGAUGUUGCUGCUUGAAGUGCAAAUCUGCGCCUCGUCUUCGACCUGUGUUGCCUAGUGAUCAGAGAUACAAGAAAUGGCACAAUUAUCGUGCCAGUUUGGAGCUCUGCAAGAAUGGUGAAAUGCAUCAAUAUUGGGCAGCUGAAUAACUAGUGGAAUGCCAUUUGUUAAUGAAGAUUUACAUGACUUCAAAGUUCUAAGGACUGGAAUUUUGUUAUGCAGCCUUCAGUCAGGGAAGCAAGUAUAUAUGCAGAAAUUCUUGAAGCUGAAGUCGACAACUUAUGGGUAUGUCUAGCUGCUUAAAUCUUUUAUUUUGACAGUUGGGUCCCCAUGCUUUUGAUAUUGUAACAAUUGGGUCACUAGUGGAAGGUUUCUAUCUUCUUAUGGUUAAAAUGCAAAGUUUUUGGUAAAAUAGAAACACAAUU
Molecule: messenger RNA, 2319 nt
Organism: Olea europaea var. sylvestris
Lineage: Eukaryota; Viridiplantae; Streptophyta; Magnoliopsida; Lamiales; Oleaceae
Product: rhodanese-like domain-containing protein 8, chloroplastic
Exons: 14
Coding region: 1-2043 (680 amino acids)
Source: RefSeq, a predicted model, not a curated record